AUGGAACCUCAAGAUGUAUCCAUGGUCGAUGAAGACGAACAACGCGACCAAAUCGAAGCACAAUUACCUCUAUCCGAAGAUGAGCAGCGAGUAUUGGAUCUAUACGACCAGCUCCAACAGAUGAGACUAGAAAUUGCAAUUAUAAACGCUCAAUCAACAUAUCAACCAACAACACCUCGCAAUGACGAUGCCUCCAUAUCCGAGGAAACUCAACGCGAUCUCCUCGAAGCACGAGCAAACUUCCGGCUACGCAACGACGUAGUCGAAUCCGUCAUGACCGCCAACCCCAUCCUCAAGGCCGUUCACAACGGCACAAACGCAUCCCCUGCAGAACGCGACCUCCUCCCGCUGAUAGAGCAGCGCGACCAAUCCGCCAUAGACGUCGCCAAGCACGCCACCGAUGCUGCCUUCAUCCGAAGCGACCUGACGGAAGUGCAGAGCGAUACUGCCCGCGUCAUUCGGAAGAACGUAGCUCUUACGGCGACCUUGUUCGAGCUGGCGGAGGAGGUGAAGCAGAAGCAGGCGAGUCGGCUGGAUGACGAGGAGACGCAGGAGGAGAUUAGGAGGCUGGAGGGGGUUAUGAAGGCGAGCAGGCAGCGGUGGAGGGUGAUUAAGGGUGUGGCGAGUGGUGUUGUUGCUGGGAGUGGCGUGGAUUGGGCGAGGGAUGCGAAGCUGCGUGAGGUUGUGUUGGAUCUUGAUGGUGAUGAAUAG
Molecule: messenger RNA, 711 nt
Organism: Pochonia chlamydosporia 170
Lineage: Eukaryota; Fungi; Ascomycota; Sordariomycetes; Hypocreales; Clavicipitaceae
Product: centromere protein Cenp-H
Exons: 3
Coding region: 1-711 (236 amino acids)
Biological process (GO): kinetochore assembly
Cellular component (GO): kinetochore
Source: RefSeq, a predicted model, not a curated record